CAUCUACGCCACUCAUUUUAUUUGAUCCGGAACCCUAGCCCUAAUUUUCCAUCGCCUGCAAUAUCUUUGUACCUCGAUGGCAUCCGGUGGGUCCGCGACGCGAUCGGCUUCGGUGAGAUCUUUUGAUUUUGGCUCUGACGACGUAUUGUGUGCUUACGACGAGUACACGCCGCAGAUGGAUCAGUCGUUCAAUGGGAAGCGGUCGGAUUCUUUGGCGAAGCAGGACCUUCAUGAGAGCAGAGUGGGGAGGCCUUUGACUAAUCUUUAUGGCCAACCAGAGGAAAUAUCAAGAGAAGACGUGAUAUCUGCUGUUGAGAAGUGCAUGAAAAAAUAUGCUGACAACCUUACUAGGAAUCUUGAAGGAAUCAGUGGAAGACUAACUCAGUUGGAGUUGUAUUGCUUCAAGCUUGAACGAUCGAUAGGUGAAUUUCGUGCUGACAUGGUUCGUGAACAGAGUGAAGCAGAUUUGAAGCUUAAAUCUCUUGAGAAACAUAUUUAUGAAGUCCACAGAUCUGUACAAAUAAUUAGGGACAAACAAGAACUUUCUGAGACUCAGAUGGAGCUAGCCGAACUCCAGCUUCCACAGAAAAAACCAACUAAUUCAACCCACUCCCAAAAAAACAACGAGUUCCCCACCACAGCUGCUCCUGAAAUCAAAGCUCAUAAGGACGAAAAUGAUUCAUCAAACCUGCAAUUGGCUCUCACUCAUCCACACCAAACAUCUCCCACUCCCGAUCAAAACCAGGCAUGCAAGGUGCCACCCAUGCAGCAUCCUGCCCCUGCAUCUCUUACUGUUCCUCCACAUGAUCAUUAUGUUCUGAAUCAACCAAACUCAUAUUACACCUCCCACCAACCUCAGAGCCAGAACUUUCAACCACCACCUUUUACUCAAUACCGGCCACAGUGGUCGCACCCAAUCCAACCUCUUCAAUCUUCUUCACAACCUCAAGCUCCCAGCCCUCAAAAUCCAUCUCUCUAUGCCCGCUAUCUUCCCAAUCAACCUACCAACACAAUUCAAACUGAAACAUACCAAGGCAGCAGCAUGGCUCCCCCAGCCCCAUACAUCACAGUCCCUCAAACCAGCAGCUAUGGAACUUCGGGUGGCACCAUUCCUCAUGUUCCAUCUCAGCACAACUUGCAGCAAAAUCCACAAAUUUCCUUCAGGCCUCCGCUGCCGCAAUCAAACAUGCCAAGUUAUAAUGCUGUUUAUGUCAUUGAUGGAAGCAGAGCUCCUCAUCCUCACUAUCCACCAAGUAACAAUCUCUCGGCUCCACAAAUCCUUAAUAAUCAUCCUUAUGGAGAGAUGAUUGAGAAGGCUGUUAGUAUGGGUUAUCCGAGGGAUCAAGUCAUUGGGAUAGUGCAGGCCAUGGGAGAGAGCGGUCAGCCUCUUGAUCUCAACGCUCUGCUUGAUAGGCUGAAUGCCAUCGCGAGCGGAGGGAUGCGACGUCCUUGGUCGGGCUAGAGAAUGGGUCUUUGAAAGGCAACUCGUACACCUCUUCAUUAAAACUACAUAUUUCUGAUGAUC
Messenger RNA from Phalaenopsis equestris, 1525 nucleotides. Its product is annotated as class E vacuolar protein-sorting machinery protein HSE1. NCBI's taxonomy places the organism in Eukaryota, Viridiplantae, Streptophyta, Magnoliopsida, Asparagales, Orchidaceae. The transcript is spliced from 3 exons. The record is from RefSeq and is a predicted model, not a curated record. Bases 77 to 1462 code for a protein of 461 amino acids.